Messenger RNA from Protopolystoma xenopodis, 489 nucleotides. The record is from the annotation of a GenBank genome assembly. NCBI's taxonomy places the organism in Eukaryota, Metazoa, Platyhelminthes, Monogenea, Polystomatidea, Polystomatidae.
AUGUCUUAUCACUUUAACUUGCUGGGAUCCACUUUUGGCACUGGAUGGAGCAGCUUAUUUGGCAACGGAGCUAAUUUUGUCAGUGGCCGUGGUGGCGCGAAUGGGAAUGGAGGGGUGCUGCGAAUGUCCGUUGGCAUUGGCUCAUUUCCCUUUGGUCUGUUUGCCACCACCUUUAACUUUGGUGGUUUCGGCUUUGGCAGCGGCUCCGGUGGAGGUUCUUCAGUUGGAUUGGCCGGUUCUGGAAGCAGUGGUGCCAGUGGGACAGCUGGAGGCGGAGUUGUUGGGGCCGCUGGACAGUCAGCCAACGGGUUCGCUGGUUUUCAGCCUCUCGGAGAUGACUUAUUGCUAAACAAUUCUGAUGCCGAGAGGAUGAAUGGAAUUACAAUAGUUGAAGGCAUUCGCUUUAUUAACGUUUUUCUUGGUGGUCGUUAUCUUCUUCGUGAAGCCUUCCCCUUUCAACCUACCCUUGAUGCAUCCUCUAGCUUCUAA